Messenger RNA from Apiotrichum porosum, 1338 nucleotides. RefSeq lists its product as uncharacterized. The record is from RefSeq and is a predicted model, not a curated record. Gene Ontology annotation, cellular component: mitochondrion. Gene Ontology annotation, biological process: protein phosphorylation; regulation of glucose metabolic process. The transcript is spliced from 6 exons. Lineage: Eukaryota; Fungi; Basidiomycota; Tremellomycetes; Trichosporonales; Trichosporonaceae. Gene Ontology annotation, molecular function: pyruvate dehydrogenase (acetyl-transferring) kinase activity. Bases 1 to 1338 code for a protein of 445 amino acids.
AUGUACUAUGUCAGGAUCACUGCACUCCACAACCUGGAGAUACGUGUCAGGUCGCAGCAAGGGAUCGAAGCGGUUGGAUACACGGUGCUGUUCGGUACCAAGCCGUCGCAGGGAACGCUGCUGAAGGCGGCUGGCUUCCUGUCCGAGGAGCUGCCGAUCCGACUGGCACACCGUGUCGUCGAGCUCGAGUCGCUCCCGGACGGCCUGUCCAAGAUGCCCAGCAUCAACCGUGUCAAGGAGUGGUACGCCCAGAGCUUUGACGAGCUCGUGACGUUCCCCAAGCCCAAGCUCCCUGCCGACAUUGAGGAGAUUCUUCGCAUGCCCCCUACCCAACCGCUCGUCUUCCCCACUGCCAUCCCAAAUCCAUCUCUCGACCCCGUGAUGAACGAGGGCCAGAUCAGCGGUACACGCGCCGCGUACUCUGACCGAAAGCCCAAACACCACAACCUCGUCAACGGCGGUGUGCGGAUGCGCAUCCCCAUUGACCGCAUGUACUUUUCCCCUCCCCCCGUCAGCACCAUCUACCCACCAGAGGUGCACGAGUACAACGAGCAGUUUACGCACCUGCUGCAAAACAUUAAAAAGCGCCACGACCCCACCGUCACGUCGGUGGCACAGGGCGUGCUCGAGUGGAAGAGGCAGCAGCGGUCGCACAGGAUCGGCCCCAACAUCCAGGAAUGGCUCGACAGGUUCUACCUGUCGCGUAUCGGCAUCCGUGCGCUCAUCGGCCAGCACGUCGCGCUCAACACGCUCAAACCCCAUCCAGACUAUGUGGGUAUAAUUUGUAAAAACGCCAACGUCCACGACAUUUGCCACGAGGCCAUUGAGAACGCCCGCUUCGUGUGCGAGGAGCACUACGGCCUCUUCAAGGGCCCGCCCAUCCAGCUCCUGUGCCCCAAGGACCUCACGUUCCCGUACAUCCCGGGCCACCUGAGCCACAUCUGCUUUGAGCUGCUCAAGAACUCGCUCCGCGCCGUCGUGGAGCGCUACGGCGUCGACAACGAGGACCACUUCCCGCCCGUCAAGGUGAUUGUCGUCGAGGGAAGCGAGGACAUCACAAUCAAGAUCUCAGACGAAGGUGGCGGUAUCCCCCGCUCGGCACUGCCCAUGAUCUGGACGUAUCUCUACACAACCAUGAGCGACGAGGGUCUCGAGACCACCAUCCAGGAGUCCGACUUCAAGGCCCCCAUGGCUGGUUUCGGCUACGGACUGCCCCUGUCAAGGCUGUACGCGCGGUACUUUGGCGGUGACUUGAGGCUUGUCUCCAUGGACGGUUACGGCACUGACGUCUACAUCAACCUCAACCGCCUCAGCAGCUCCGCCGAGCCGCUCCCGUAG